AUGUCUGCGACUGAAGCAAUUAACCACGGCGAGCUGGAGAAGGACAUCGGUACCGUUCCCCAGAACGGUGGAGGUGCCCCCAUGCAACCCCAGAUGUCCGCCGAAGAGCACCAGGUGGCCCGCGCCGCCGCUCGCUUCGGAUACGGACCUCUCGCCCACGUCAAUGAUGCCGAGGCCUCUCUCCCCGCCUUCGGAGGAGAGUUCCAGCCCGGUCUAUACAAGCCCGUCGAGGGCCGCAAGUUUGGUAACCCGGCUCCUCUGGGCCUCUGCGCUUUCGCCCUCACCACUUUCGUGCUGAGUGCUAUCAACAUGGGUACCAAGGACAUUGGUGAACCCAACAUUGUCAUCGCCCUAGCCUUUGGUUACGGUGGUCUCGUCCAGCUGCUUGCCGGCAUGUGGGAAAUGGCUGUCGGUAACACUUUUGGUGCAACUGCUCUGUCCUCUUACGGUGGCUUCUGGCUCUCCUUCGCCAUUGUUCUGACCCCCGGUGGAUUUGAGAUCGAAGACAAAUUGUUGGCCGCAGACCCCGCCAAAUUCUACAAUUCCUUCGGUCUGUUCUUGAUGGGUUGGUUCAUCUUUACCACCAUCAUGCUGGUUUGCACCCUCAAAUCGACCGUCGCCUUCUUCCUGCUGUUCUUCUUCCUGGACCUGACCUUCCUCCUGCUCGGUGUCGCCUACCUGCAGCAAGGUGCUGAUGGUGCCCCCAAUGCCAAUGUCCAGAAGGCUGGUGGUUUGUUCGGUCUCCUGGCUGCCUUCGCCGCCUGGUACAAUGCCCUCGCCGGUAUCGCCGACACUAGCAACAGCUUCUUCAUUAUCCCCGUUGCUCACUUCCCCUGGUCUGCCACCGGCAAGAUCCGCCGUGGCAAGUCUGAUUAA
Messenger RNA from Penicillium salamii, 876 nucleotides. NCBI's taxonomy places the organism in Eukaryota, Fungi, Ascomycota, Eurotiomycetes, Eurotiales, Aspergillaceae. The record is from the annotation of a GenBank genome assembly.